AUGGUGGAUCUUGAAAAAAUUCAGGAAAUUGCGCUUGAUGACGAAAAAUAUGUCAAUUAUUAUAAAAAAAUCUUAUCAGAUCCAUUUAUUUUAAUAUCAGACGAUCAAUCAAACACCUUUAACCAUGAAAAGAAUUAUCCCCAUAAUAUCAAAAUUUUGGAAAUACCUAGAAAGUCGUUCACUGCAUUCAGAUUGAAAUAUGCAUCUCCAACUGAAAUUUCAUUGAAUUCGACAACUUGCUUACUAGGAGGUGUUCCUAGAUCAUGGUUACUAUAUCAUCCUAAGAACGCCUUUACAGACAACAUAUCAAAGAUAUUUUUUACCAAUUUAAGAAGACACUUAAGUAGGUGGACUGAUGAAAAUUAUGUCACAGCUUAUGAGGACCAAAUAAAUGAUGAUUUUACUAGAAAUUUGGGUUACGAUACGAAUUUUGCUUCAAACGCUCAAAAUCUUGGUGACAAAAAAGUUCACUCAUCCCAUUUUUUAAAUAGUAAAAAUAAGAGCAAGACAGUGGCCGUAUUGAAUAGAAACAAGCAUGAUAACCAUCACAAUGUAUUAUCUAGGACAAUGAGCUUAGAUGAGGAUUCAGCAUUGAGGAAAAAUAUUAAUACUGUCAAUAAUAACAUCACUGCUACUAAUUCUAACAAUACGAUUAAUACUAGCAACCAUAGCCAGAUUAAUAAUGAUGAUACUUCAACGAUUAAUGUCACUGAAAAUUCUAUUUCAGAUCCUGUAUUAACCAAUUAUACAUCUCGUGAAAAAAAGGCGCCUAAUAUAAUAGUAUCAUCCACAGGGUCAUUAGAAAAAGAAGAAGCAAUCAACAACCACGAAAGAAAAGAAAAUCCAGCUUUUAAUUUCACAAAUCAAAAUUGUAUUUCGACCACCGAAAUGGAUGAAGUACUUUCUGUUGGCUCUCACAAUUAUACAACAUUUGACCGAAAAUUAAUUGCUUCUCUAUCUCCACAUAUUUCUAGAAUUAAAACACUAGAACCCAAUCCUAUAAGUGGACAAAAGUUACACUCAAUACAGGUAACAAAUUUAAGGCAAAAAAGUGAUCAUGGAACGCUGCACAGAAACAAAACAUUAAGUUCUACCAAGUAUAGCCAAACUUUAGGAACACAAAGAUCUUUGAUAUUAAACACCAUUUCCACAACAAAACAUUAUAUAAAUAAAAUAAAAUCUCCAAAUUAUUUAGGUGAACUUCAACCUGCUGCUACACAGCUUACAAUCGCUGAAAAAUUUAUGGAAAAUUUUAAAGAAGGUGAAAUAAUUAAAUUGGAAAAGAUGUUGGUUAUGGUUAAGGAACCGUUAGACGAACCAAACAACGAAACCUUGUCUUUUUGUAACAAUGAGUCUGUUGAAACUAGAGUCAAGGAACGCUGGAAAGAAUAUAUCGUUACUGCUCGUUCAACAAAUAAUGUUUAUGCUCCAUUAUUUUUACAGUUUUAUGACAAUAGAAUUAUACCUAAAAUACUAUUGAACGAAACAGGGGCCGGAAAGAAAUCUCGAAACAGAAUUACAAAACAUUUUGGAAACCGUUCUAGGUACAACUCGUGUAAGAAACUUGACUUCACCUUGGAUUCUAAUUGCUCCGUUGGAUUUUACAAUAUUUUAGAUAAAUCCAUUUAUAUAGCCAAACCCCGACAUAUAUAUUAUGGGCAUGUGUCUCAUGACGAACCUAACACAGAUCAGGACUGUUCUUUUCAAAUUUAUAUUUUGAAAUGCACGUCAAUGUUAUCUUCCAAUAGGUGGUUGACAUUUUUAAGGGAAUUUAUCGGGUUAAACUCUUUAACUGAAUCUUUUAAAAUAAACAUACCAAAGUUACAAAUGGAAUUACGAUUGAAUAUCCCCUAUAAAGUACAAUACCUGUUCAAAAUUAAAAGUGAAUCAGAAAAUAAAUAUUUGAAAGUUUUAAAAGUAGAUAGGGGCUAUAAGGUUUUACAAUUACCUAUAAUCAGAUAUGUAGAAAUUUUGCUCAGAAAAAUUUUAUUGGAAACAGGGAAUAAAGAAGCCGUUACAGGGUUUUGUGAUAAAAUGGACUCGUUGCUGGGAUUUGCAUGGAAACAGUAUGAUAGAUUAGAAUGGAAUGUUGGUGACCAACUGGACGUUUUACAAGGGAGUUUAAUUUUAAAUUUAACACAUACUUUGGAAUUUAGAAAAUAUCUCCAUUAUCCAAGAACAAUAGAGCUUCCAAUCGACGAGGAGAAACGAGACCACAGAGUAAUAAAGUUAAGUGAACCUGAGCCUAUAGAGGGGUUUCUUUCAAGAUUGACAGACAGAUACGGGAAAACAACAAGUCGUGUCUUUAGAAGUAAUUAUUUAAAAUUUAAUUACUUUUACACCAAUAAUGAAUUACUAUUUUUUACAUCUUCUUUUAAAGCUUUGCCCGUUAUACCCGAAAGUGUUUCGGAUGUUGAUUAUCUAACUUCAUCUGUUAAUAAAAAAGACUUCCCAAUUUUGGAGAAGUUACCUCAAAUCUAUAGCCAUACUCCGUUCCCAAUCAAUCUACAAAGUCAAAUCGAAUGGCUUGAUGAGAACUUAACUUUGAAAGAGUUUAUGAUUAAGGACGAAUAUGCAUUUAAUUGUGCUUCGAGGAGAGUCCAACAAAUUAUAAAGGCGGAGGGCCUUAUAAACCUAACGUUAGUCAAGUCGGUUGAAAAAUAUGUACUUAAGGGCAUUGGAUCAGAAUUUUAUGCAGAGUUUUUGAAGAAAUCCAACGAAGCAUUGUGGGGGAAAGAUAUAUCUUUAGGGGAAAUUUAUAAUUGUUUGUUUACAAUAACUAUGGAGGACAAUACUUUUAUUCGAUUUUUAGCUCCAACUGAGUUUAUAUGUAAUGAAUGGGUCAAUUCAUUAAAAAGAUUGGCUACAUAUUGGAAAGCCAAGAAAACACAGGAACUUAAAGGAAUGUGGGAUGUGAAAAUAACCAAUUUAAAAGCCCUAAACAUUACCGAAAACAAUGAAGCAAAUAUAUAUGCUAGAAACACACCCAAAUGGAUAACCGAAAGGGCUAAAUGUGAUGACAUCAAUUAUAACAUAACUACUUAUUCUAUGCUGCGACCCCUAAUUAGAAGCGGGAUAUUGUACCAGAAAUCACAUAUACAUACUACUUUCAAUAAGUAUUACGUGGUUUUAGUUCCGGGAUUUUUGAUGUUGUUCACGUGCUUUAUUAGAGGAUGUACUGGUAAAGCCUAUAAUACUGCAGACUAUAGACAUUAUUUAACUAUUCCAAUCGAAGAUUGCUAUGUUUACUCUGGUCAAUCUACUAAUUUAGAUUUAUUAAAGAGAGAUAAAGAAUUUGAUACGCUAAACCCAGGUAACCAUGCGUUGCCUCGUGUUUAUAAUGAUGGUUGGCAGUCAGGAGAGAAUGAGAUUUCUAGAUGCUUUAGUUUAUGGUUUAAAUCCAAAAGAAUAUUGGCCAAAUAUUCUUCGUUGCCAAACGAAUCCACUUUGAAAACAACCGAGGAGGAAUUUACGAAUAAUAUCUUUUCAAAUAGUCAGAAUUCUACUCGUUAUCAAGAUAUCAAUGAUACUUGUAACACUACAGACAAUUCUGUAGAUGUAAGUGACUAUUUAUUGUUGACAAAUUUAUUUCAAGACACUACUGAUGCAAAGUGUGAUCCAGUUGUUAUGGACAGGGAAAAGUAUAGUGGAGAAAAGGGGAAAAAAGGUGAGAGGAAAAAAAUUAACUUAGUGAGUAGGUUAGGAGUCACUGGUAGGGUUAUGGUUUUCAUGGCAAGAUCUAGGCAAGAAAGAGAUUUAUGGAUAUCCGAUCUUCACGUUGUUUUGGAGGGAUUACAUUAA
Saccharomycodes ludwigii is the source of this 3801-nucleotide messenger RNA. RefSeq names its product Spo71p (gene SPO71). Gene Ontology annotation, cellular component: prospore membrane. Lineage: Eukaryota; Fungi; Ascomycota; Saccharomycetes; Saccharomycodales; Saccharomycodaceae. The transcript has a single exon. Gene Ontology annotation, biological process: protein localization to prospore membrane; ascospore-type prospore membrane formation. Bases 1 to 3801 code for a protein of 1266 amino acids. The record is from RefSeq and is a predicted model, not a curated record.